Molecule: messenger RNA, 2948 nt
Organism: Punica granatum (pomegranate)
Lineage: Eukaryota; Viridiplantae; Streptophyta; Magnoliopsida; Myrtales; Lythraceae
Source: RefSeq, a predicted model, not a curated record
UCCGUGCACCUGAGCCGCACUGUAGCACUGCUCGUCUAGUCCCUCCCUUAAACCUCCAUCCCGCAUUUCCCGGCUCCGUUCAGACCCGAACACUCUGUCUCGUCUUCUCUCUUGCUUCCUUCGAGCUCGCGGUUGCUUCGGUGACUGUCAGUCAUAAUCCAUCCUGCUGAUUGCAUUAAUCUCGGGCAGUCCUUUGGGGAAUUCUGAAUGUCAAUCACUUCAUAGUGUUUCAGUGCUCUUUAUCACAAUGGCUUCCAGGGCAAUUUUAAGGAGGAGGAGUCUCAUUUCUAAUCAUCUAAAUACUUCUCCUCGCUCAAUUCAAUCUGUUCAAAGCCUUUUACGAGGACAGGCCUGCAGAGAUUUGGAUUCCGAGCAUUGCAGCUCCAAUGUGGAGACUCUAUCAGCAGAUCCUAGUUGCAGUACUAAUGUGGUUGCUACCUUAGCAGCAAAAGACAUAUUGGUCAGCUUUCCCAGAUAUGGGCAUUUUUUGCAAAGUUGGGGAAUCCCCCUGUCUGAGACUGGAAUUAAUGUUAACAUGUCUUCUCCAUGGAAGAGGUGGAUGUUGCAUCCAAUUCGCAAUGCUUCCACAGCUGCAGCUAAGCAGCAGGAACUGGGUAGCGAUGAUGAAGAAAACGAAGAAGCAAUUGCCAAAAAGAGAAAAGAAGCAUCUCCAGAAGAUUGUGAUCAAGCUGUUGCUGGUUUGAGUUCUGCGAGAGCAAAGGCAAAGGCCAAACAGCUACCAAGUUCACAAAGAAUGGUGAGUUCCGUUCUUCAUAGAGUGUGGACCACACUUUUGGGAAUUGGUCCUGCUUUAAGAGCUGUGGCCUCCAUGAGCAGGGAGGACUGGUCUAAGAAGCUAGCUCAUUGGAAAGCAGAAUUUUUGUCGACGAUGCAACACUAUUGGAUGGGCACCAAGUUGUUGUGGGCUGAUGUGAGGAUUAGCUCGAGAUUGCUUUUGAAACUUGCAGAUGGGAAGAGUCUAUCCAGAAGAGAAAGACAGCAGCUUACUCGAACGACAGCUGAUAUUUUUAGGCUUGUGCCCUUUGCGGUGUUUAUAAUUGUUCCGUUCAUGGAAUUUCUGCUGCCUGUAUUUCUGAAAUUGUUCCCCGAUAUGUUGCCUUCAACUUUUCAAGACAAGAUGAAAGAACAGGAGGCAUUGAAACGGAGGCUAAAUGCUAGAAUUGAAUAUGCAAAGUUUUUGCAAGAUACUGUCAGGGAAAUGGCUAGAGAGAUUCAAAACUCGCGAAGUGGUGAAAUCAAGAAGACAGCAGAAGAUCUUGAUGAAUUUUUGAACAAGGUCAGAAGAGGUGCACGUGUGUCAAAUGAAGAAAUUUUGGGUUUUGCAAAGUUGUUCAAUGAUGAACUUACGCUCGAUAACAUUAGCAGAUCUAGGCUAGUCAGUAUGUGUAAAUAUAUGGGAAUCAGCCCAUUUGGAACAGAUGCAUAUUUGCGCUACAUGCUGCGUAGAAGGCUUCAAAGGAUUAAAGAAGAUGAUAGAUUAAUACAAGCAGAGGGUGUGGAAUCGCUAUCAGAAGAUGAACUUCGCGAAGAUUGCAGAGAACGAGGUAUGCUUGGACUACUUUCGGUCGAAGAAAUGCGCCAACAGCUUCGUGAUUGGUUGGAUCUGUCUCUUAAUCACUCUGUACCAUCUUCUCUUUUGAUCCUUUCCAGGGCCUUCACUGUGUCUGGAAAGCUGAAACCAGAGGAAGUUGUUGGAGCCACGCUCUCUUCACUUCCUGAUGAGGUUGUGGACACUGUUGGUAUCACCUCUUUGCCAUCUGAAGAUUCUGUCUCUCAUAGAAGGAGAAGAUUGGAGUACCUGGCGAUGCAGGAAGAACUUAUCAAGGAGGAGGAAGAGAAACAGGAAGAAGAGAGGGCUAGGCUGAAGGAAUCUCAAAUUAGUCAAGAAGACAUUGCCCUGAAAGAGACGGUCUUUUCAACUGCAAGGGAAGCACAAGAACAAGCUAGAGCAAGAACAAUGGAAAAGCGUGAGGAUCUCUGUCAGUUGAGCCGUGCACUGGCCGUCUUAGCAUCAGCAUCUUCAGUAAGUCGAGAGCGCGAAGAGUUCUUGCAGCUUGUCAGCAAAGAGAUAGAACUUUACAACAGUAUAGUGGACAAAGAAGGCACAGAUAGUCAGAGACAGGCAAUCAAGGCAUACAUAGCUGCACGAGGAGAAAGUGAUAAGCCUGCUGAGGUCUCUGAACAGGAUGCUGUUUCUUCUGCCCUCAUAGAUAAGGUUGAUGCUAUGCUUCAAAACCUAGAAAAGGAAAUUGACAAUGUUGAUGCCGUGAUUGGUGACCGUUGGCGGCUACUGGAUAGGGACUACGACGGGAAAGUGACCCCCGAAGAGGUAGCAGCUGCCGCUUUGUAUUUGAAGAAUACACUUGGCAAGGAUGGCAUUCAAGAACUGGUUAGCAGUCUUUCAAAAGACAGAGAUGGGAAGAUUUUGGUCAAAGAAAUUGUCAGAUUGGGCAGUCAGACUGAUGAUGCCGAUGAAGCCGAUGAAUGCAGGGGUUAAUGGUAAUACAGUUCGAACUUAUCUUAAGCGGUUGCAUCUCGUCCAUUGGAUCUAGAGUAGGAUUUUCAAUUGUUGAGCAUUACUUCUAGUAGGAAAAUAGCAUCAUUCCGGUUCAUAAUCGUAGCUGAUAGUACGUAAUUCUUCCCCUUCCUCCCGUCUUCCCCUUGGUGUUGCUUUUGCUAUGAUGCCCUGGGAGAGAGAGAAGCUGUAGUCAUCAUGUACAAAAAAUAACGUGCUUCGUUCUAGAGACUAGAGGAGGAUGUGCUUUUUGUUUCCGUAUAGAAAAAGAAAAAUCGAGACAUGAGAUGAUACGGGAAAAUUUGUUUUGUAUGUAAUAGCAAAUUGAUGACGGAGAGCGAGCUCAUGCGCCAUCUCUCAUGCAGUCGGUUUUAUUGUUUCUUGAAUAUACUUUCUCGUGUUUGGUGGCGCA